CAGAUUUGACAGUUGGAACGUCAAACGUCAAACGCACGCUUGUGAUUAUCGAAAUUGAACGUUCGUGGAAUUUGUGGAAAACUUGGUAAAUAAACACAAAUAAUUGAGUGUGCGAACAUUCCGAGAUGAUAGAAAUAACGUGUAAUGACCGACUGGGGAAAAAAGUGAGGGUGAAAUGCAACCCUGAUGAUACCGUCGGAGACCUGAAGAAGCUCAUAGCGGCCCAGACGGGUACCAGAUGGGACAAAAUUGUCCUGAAAAAAUGGUACACCACCUUCAAAGACCAUAUUCAGUUGCAGGAUUAUGAGAUUCACGAUGGGAUGAACAUCGAACUAUACUAUCAAUAAGGGGUUUGGUUGUGGGAAGAAUGCGUUACUUUUGUAUUUAAAAUUAAUCAUAGACUAAAUAAAACCAUUAGUUGUA
Messenger RNA from Zophobas morio, 423 nucleotides. Its product is annotated as ubiquitin-like protein 5. The record is from RefSeq and is a predicted model, not a curated record. Gene Ontology annotation, cellular component: nucleus; cytoplasm. NCBI's taxonomy places the organism in Eukaryota, Metazoa, Arthropoda, Insecta, Coleoptera, Tenebrionidae. Gene Ontology annotation, molecular function: protein tag activity; protein binding. The coding region runs from base 126 to 347 and encodes 73 amino acids. Gene Ontology annotation, biological process: protein modification process; mRNA splicing, via spliceosome. The transcript has 3 exons.